GCCGUCAGACGGAUGAAGUUUGUCCGUGCCGGCUUCCGUCCUCCUGCAGAUCUUUUUGUUUCUCAGUAGAGACUCGAACUCAAAGUUCAGACGAGAGGAAAAGACCGAGACGAUUGUUUGAGAGGGAUCCGACCCAGAGAGAGAGAGAGGAAGAAGAAGAGGAGGAGGAGGAGGAGGAAGAGGGAAAGUGAGACUGAGGAGGACAACACAGACGGACGCCUGUUGAAUAGUCUGUUGUGUGUCUGUGAGUGUCUGUAUAUGUGUGUCCGUGUGGGUGCAUAUAACACCACAGUGCAGUGCGUGGGAAGCUGAACAGGCUCUUGUGUAUCAGCUUCACCAUGAGGCAGUGACAGCACUGGGACAGCGAUGGCAGAGCUGGAGAUCGACCAGUCCAACCUCCCACGCGUCCAAGAAGUGUGCCAGUGCUUUGCCGUUCUGGAGGAUGGAGCGUUGGCACACAACCUGCAGGAGCAGGAGAUCGAGCAGUACUACACCACCAACAUCCAGAAGAACCAGCUGGUGCAGAAUGACAUCCGUGUGGCCAAGAGGCUUCAGGAUGAGGAGGAGGAUCAGCGAGCCCAGCAGAGCGCCGACCUCCGACAGGCGUCCAGACAACUAGAGGAGCAGGACCUGGAGUACGCCCGGGUCAUUCAGGAGGAGCUCCAGCGCUGUGCUGAGGAGGCCCACAGAAGAGAACAGGAUGAUGAGGAAAUAGCUAAACGAAUGCAGGACGAGGAGGAGCAGAGGAUCCGAGCGAGGAGCAGAGGGCAGGAGGGCCACAGCGAAGACAGCACCAGUGACUCUGCUCUGCCGGCCUCACGCCAGCACACACUCAGCAGCCAAGGAGGGGAGCAGUGCUCAUCUUUCACCACAAGGUGGCAGUAUUCUACCAACCAUUCAGACCUAACUGGGACUGGGGCUGCCUCCCACAGGGGACCAGAAGCUCGUGAAAGCACAACUUCAGGGUCAAAUCAAGGACACACAGGUUCCAUUAGGCCGAUCAGGGAAGAGUUGAGAGAGGCUUUGAGCGAGGACUCCGAGGAAUCGGACACAGUUUUCUCUGCUCAGCUCUCUGACUGGUCCCAGAGACCCAAUAGAAGACUAAGUACAGCCCCCCCUCAACACCGGGCCGCUUCACGUUAUCCACAAGAGAGAAACUACAGAAGUCUUAACUCACGCAGCAGCUUCAGAGGCUGGACCGAGGAGAGAGGGGAAGGGGAUUAUUAUGACAAUGAAAGUUACGACAGAGAGAAGAGGAGGCAUGGGAGUCGGCAGCAGGAGAGGAGCCCCAGAGAGGAUUAUGAGCCAUGGCACAGGAGCGGGGAUCAGGAUAGAGACUCCGGGUCGGUGGAGGGGAGAGAAAGGCGAUGCAGCCGCAGUGAAUCUGUCAGGUUACCCGACAGGAGUAGACACCUAGCGAGGACCUGGAGCCAAAGGGACAACCCAGACAGACGUGUCCACUUUCAGGAGGACACCAGUCACUCGGACAGGCAGCCGGAUGAAAGCGGACAGGUCUGGGAGAUGCUCGGCCAGGUCCUCAGGGAGAGGGGUGUGGCCGUGACGGUGGGUGCCCACGGGGUGCCACUUCAAAUAGGGCCUCAAAGCCGAGACAGCCAGGUGCUUCACGGGAGCGAGGUCUCCUGCUGCAGCUCCCGACCACAUCAGAGAGACUUCCAGAGGGCGGCCACCACCAGGCACAGUUUCCAUGGAGACAUCAGGAAGAGGAGGAUAUCGUCACACCGAGAGAACAGUGGGAGAGAUCACAGAGAAGAGCCGGACGGGCGCUGUGACACCGGGGAGCGUGGGGGAGAGGUUUAUGAGAUCAGCAGCCGAGAAUCCAAUCUCGCCAGCGGGGAAAUCCGAGGCAGUAGAAGGUGGAGCGAGCACAGAAACACCAGUGACGAGGCGAGGGGGAGGAAUGCAAAUGAGUCCAGGGUCAAGAGGUCAACGAGUGAACGCCGUCCUCGGCACAAGACCACAGAGCGAAGGUUAAGCUCGGAGGAGGUGCGGGGGGUGGAGGGGAGGGCGGAGUGGCCCCCUCGACGAGCCCCACAGCGGAGCCUAAGCCUCAGCAGCACCGGGGCCUCCUCCAUGGAUAGGUCAAGGCACGAGGCAGAAGGUGUGUCACUGCAACCAGAUCCGAGUGAGACAAGCCUGAACCUUGGGGAAUUGCAGCAGGUCCUGAGGGAUGAAGAACUCGCCCGCAAGCUGCAGGAUGAAGAGGACAAGCUGUUGAGGAGGAUCAGUGAUCCAAGGAGCUCCCAACCCCCCCCACGUGGUCCGUACCCACAGGGAGACUUCAGGGUAGCACAAGUGGCGCAGGACGAGGAAAUCGCACGUUUUAUGCAGAAACAGGAAAUCAAGUCAAAGCGUCGCUCGCAAGAGCUCGAGGGGCCGGGGUCGUGGCGUGAGCACAGAGCGAUGAUCAGUCACCAUGAUAGACGAACGGCCAGAGAGAGACAGGUCCAGCGAGAGAGACUGGACUCAGAGGGACUUCCUUCCCCCACGGAGGACUGCUGCCCGGAGAACCAGCCGCCCAGUCCCAGCUCCACUUUACUACCAGCCCAGCAGAUCAGAAACAUCGCAGAGGAGCUGGACCCGACCUUCCAGGCCCGGAGGCAGGACACGGAGCGCCUCCCUGUGGAGCAAACUGGUCCGGCGUGUCAGACACUUCCUGUGCCGCAUUCGGGCCUAAACGGCUUCCUCGUGGAGCCGGCGUUCAUCCCCCCCACAAAGCGGCAACCCGAGAAAUCCACCCACUCGAAACCAAAGGAGAAGAAGGAAAACUGCAAGCAGCAGUGAUGUCCAGCACAGUGUCGGAUGGUGGGGUGAAAAUAUAUCUCACAGCACUAAAUAUCCGUUCUCACGAUCUUAUUACUUUGAGGUUAAAAGAGUUUACUGGCCACUCCCAUUAGCACUUUAGACCAGUGGAACAAAGAAGUGACUUUUAAGAAAAGUCCUUGCUUGGAGUGAACAGUGGGAAAGGGAAAACUGAGGCUUAUUGAAGUAUUGUUUGAAUUCAUCAGUGUUGCGUGUUUAAUUUAAACUGUAUAACAUUUUUAUAUUUGUCUCCUUUCAUUUGUGAAUGUGUUGUCGGCAUCCAAAAUGUCCUCUUUGUUUAUACGUGUCUAAAGAGCAGAGACAUGUACAUGAUUCAUUUUCCACAAGAAAGACUCUGAGGUAAUAACCAAGGUCAAAUGAGGGGUAACUUCCUCACCAUCAAUUGUGCGUUGUCAGACUGUGGAGGAGAAAACAAGGUUAGUCUGAUAAACUGAGUGGGGGGAGGGUUGUUUCGGGUGAGCGCCUGUCAUCUUGGUUUCAGAGAAGUUUGACCAGACUCCUGCUGCGUCUGCAGAAGCACUACGACCAUCAGAUGAACUUAUUAAUACAUUUUGUAAAUAUGGAAACACACAUUUACAACCCUCAUCACUUUAUGUCACGGUGCAUUGUGAUAUCCAAAUUUAAAUAUAACCCAACUGGAGAGGACGGAUGUUCGAUCUUUGGGGUCAUUAUGUAUUCAGCAAAGUAAUCUAAGCUCUAAGGUUAUCAGCUAUUUUGGAGAUUUUCAAGAUGACCCUGGUUUCCCCACAUGUCCGACCACUUGUUAUAGUGUGAUGGAUUCUUUCCACUGACACCAGGGCACACGACCACACCCCUGAGGUCAAGAGAUGCAUUUGAAAACUCCCAAAAAAACGUGCAUGUGGUACUUUAGGCUUAGAGGAAUCGGUACAGUAUCCAAAGCAUGGUUUGUAUAUUUUCUUAGGAGGAUUUUUGUAUCAGUCCAGACCUGCAGGACACGAGAAGGAUUCAAUUUUUACACACACAACAGCUCUGUAGUUGGUUUG
Messenger RNA from Platichthys flesus (European flounder), 3845 nucleotides. RefSeq names its product coiled-coil domain containing 187 (gene ccdc187). Bases 367 to 2802 code for a protein of 811 amino acids. The transcript has 13 exons. Lineage: Eukaryota; Metazoa; Chordata; Actinopteri; Pleuronectiformes; Pleuronectidae. The record is from RefSeq and is a predicted model, not a curated record.